AUGCGUCUGCUCAAGCCGAGUCAGAUCUCGGGCAAGGUCUCGACGUUCAACGCUGUUGCAACGGACCACGACGGGUACGACAUCAAAGCUGGGGACGAGAUGAAGGAGGCGACGAACGUGCGUGAUGGGCUCAAGGGUCGGGUCCUGCACGUCUACCGAGGCGUGUUCGCCUUCCUGUACAACCGCGAGUAUGCGGAAAACGGUGGGGUGUUCGUCACCUAUGCUCGGUCCCUGGUCUCGACCGCCCCCAAAGCCAAGACGACCCGACCAGGAAUGGGUCUCAACCCCGAUCUCUUCGCUGUUCCCGUAGCGCCGCAAGCCACGGUCAACUUGUCAAACCGACCGGAUGGCCGUAUCCACCGUCGCGUCGCUAUCGCAAAGGGUGGUCUCAAGGGCAACGUCGGAGUGAUCAAGGACGUUGUCGGGAACCAGGCGCGCGUUGAACUGCACAGUCAGAACAAGGUCGUUACCAUCCCGCUCGACUCGCUGCGCGAACAGUUGCCCGACGGUUCGCUCAAGCCGGGGCCUCUGGAGGAGCGGUCAAGUAACGGUGGAGGUUAUGGUGCGCGGCCUGGUUUCAGCGGAGGUGUCGGUGGCUCACGACACGGCACGGCUACGAAUACCGCUCCUCUCGGUGUACCCGGAGCUAUGGGCGGCCGCACGCCCUUCCCGGCGUUUGGUGGUCGAACACCCGCGGCGCAAUUUGCGGGAGGUCGUACGCCUGCUGUGCAGUUUGCAGGUGGACGCACUCCUGCGGUCGGGUACGGUGGUGCGACCCCCUUCGCAGCGGGUCGGACACCAGCCCACCCUGGGUUCGGCAACGCGACGCCGGCAUACGGCAACGGUAGCGGCAGCAGUGCGUUCAACCCGUCGGCACGGACGCCAUUUCACCCUGGUGCCUCGGUGCGUGUCGGUGGACCUGAUGCCUUCAACGCGAGCUCGCGCACGCCGUACCAUCCUGGAGCACGCGGCGAUGGACCCGGACGGGCUACGGACCCCAGAGGCAACCGAACACCGGCUUACAACGCGGGUGGGAGGACGCCUGCCUACGGCGUCCGGAACAAUGGGCGAGCGGAGGCUGACGAGCCGUAUGCCGGAGCACCGACGCCGGGUGCCUACGCCGGUGCACCGACGCCUGGAGUCUACCACAUCCCUGCGACACCCUAUGGAUCAGCACCGACACCUGCGGCUUACCCAGCUGCACCAACGCCGGCAGCGUACACUGGAGCACCGACGCCGACUCCGAGUGGCAACUACUACGACUCCGAGUCUGCCCAGUCGGCACCGACACCUGCCGCGUCCAAGCCGCACGACUACAGCAGUGGGUACCAAGCCAAGACGCCGUACGACGCGCCGACGCCCUACGCGGGCGUACCGACACCGUAUGCUGGCGCACCCACUCCCGCGGCAGGUGGCUACGGAGGAUACAGUGCCCCGACUCCGGCCGCCUAUGGUGCCGCCCCGACUCCUGCAGCGUACGGCGCUGCUCCGACACCUGGAGGCGCCUACGGAGCUCCCACCCCUGCAGCAGGCUACCAAUCGUACCAGACUCCUGGCGUGUACCCAGGCGCCGCGACGGCGGCUGCCCAGCCUCUCGAGUACCAGCCUCGGCAUGAUUCGAAACAAGGUCUGCCGAGCGAUUGGGUCGUUGAGGGCAUUCGGGUCAUCGUAACAAACUCGACGUUCCAAGAGAACCGACUCGACGGCCAACAUGGUGCGUUGUUCUUCCCAUCAUGUGGCCACGGAAGAGGUGCUGAUCAUCUCCCGAUCUCUUUCUACAGCCAUCAUCAAGCAGACUGUCAACGGCCUGGCGAGCGUUGAGAUCGUGUCGAACGGCGAGACGGUGCACCGCGUCCCAAACUCUGCCUUCACGCCGAUGGAACCCGAUCGUCCCGGCGAAACAUGUCUUGGUGAGUGAUGGAGCGGACAGUCAAGUGAUAAAGCUACCUCGCAUAGCCGCUGCUUAUCACCUUUUGAUUGUGCGCAUAGUGCUCGCUGGACCGCAUCGUGGCAAGAAGGCAGUAACGCAGUCGCGCGAUGGAUCGGAAUGGAUGGUCGCCAUCGCAGGAGGUGAGUGCACAUAGCGACGCGGUGAUCCGUCACAUCGAGGCUGAUCACCAUCGUCUGGGACUUACAGCUGCGUCUACGGUCAUCGAUUCGAGCAUCCUGACCAUUGUCGAGUGA
Molecule: messenger RNA, 2184 nt
Organism: Microbotryum saponariae
Lineage: Eukaryota; Fungi; Basidiomycota; Microbotryomycetes; Microbotryales; Microbotryaceae
Source: the annotation of a GenBank genome assembly